UGUAAACGACACGAAAAGUGUUGCGAUAAAGCCAUGAUGCUCACAUCGCUUUGGUUUCUGUGCAUCUUCAACUUUUGCCUCGUUUCCUGUGAAAAUCAGAACAAGACGUUUACUGAAGUCAACGGAAACAAGACUUUUCAUAACAUCAACGGCACUCUAAACACUAAUAAGACACUCACACGCGCAGAUGGCCCAUAUCUGGUCACAAGUGACCUAGUUGUUCCUAAAAGUGUAUCACUUACUGUGGAGGCCGGUGUUGACGUUCUUUUCCUACCUAAAGUCGGUGUUCACGUUCAUGGAACUCUAUACGCAAAGGGUACGCACUCUGAGGCUAUCCGCUUCCGAGCGAUCCAGUGUAACGAAACAACGUUCUGCAACAACACCAACUCAACUGCGAGUCAGUACGUAAAUCCUGGAAUACGAUUGGCUAAUGGUACGUCGUACAAUAAAGGUCGUUUGGAACUGAAAUGGAACGGGCGGUGGGGAACAGUUUGUGAUAGUUACUGGGAUGAUAAAGAUACUGAAGUGGCUUGCAGGCAACUUGGCUUUCUAGGAGCAAAAAGACAUUAUCGUCACCCUGGAAGUGGCACUAUUUUCAACGGAACACUUUAA
This is a messenger RNA of Porites evermanni, 612 nucleotides long. NCBI's taxonomy places the organism in Eukaryota, Metazoa, Cnidaria, Anthozoa, Scleractinia, Poritidae. The record is from the annotation of a GenBank genome assembly.